GAUGCCAGUUUCACAGCACUAUGGAUAUGGGGUUGGGGCCUCAGAUUUGUCAAAUGGGUUUAUGAGAUCAAGGAGUAGAAGGAAUAUGAGGGCACCAAGAAUGCGUUGGACAACCACUCUUCAUGCCCGUUUUGUCCGUGCUGUAGAACUCCUUGGUGGCCAUGAAAGGGCUACUCCAAGGUCAGUUUUAGAGCUAAUGGAUGUCAAAGAUCUAACUCUUGCUCAUGUCAAGAGCCAUUUACAGAUGUAUCGAACUGUCAAGAACACUGAGAAACCUGCAGCUUCCUCAGAUGGAUCAGGAGAUGAAGAUUUCUUGAGCACAACACCAGCUCCACAUCAAAACGACAACUGUUCAAAAAGAGGUGGUAUUCCAAUACUAUCUAAACUUUGAUCAUCAACCAAUUAAGCAGUAAGACUUGAAAUCAACAGCUAGCUAUAGCCGACGAUCGAGCUUGUCGCUGACUUAGCUAGGGUCCCUCAAUUUGUUGUUGGAAUGUGAGGGGGCAGUCUAUAAUAUUAUUUUAAUUUGCUGAAUACAGUGUUAUGCUGAUGUGGGUUGAUGCCACAAUGUAGCUAUCUAGGUUUUCUAGCUAGUGUAAGGGUGUUUUUGUGAUGAGUGUGAGGGUGAAUGGGUAAGAAACUUACAUGUUUUGUUUAGAGACUGUGUUGUGAUGACAACUUUUUAUUGCAAUAUUAAUUAUGAACUUUCUAUGUAAUGAUAUUAUUUGGUUUGAGCA
Corylus avellana is the source of this 737-nucleotide messenger RNA. Its product is annotated as transcription repressor KAN1. Gene Ontology annotation, molecular function: transcription cis-regulatory region binding. NCBI's taxonomy places the organism in Eukaryota, Viridiplantae, Streptophyta, Magnoliopsida, Fagales, Betulaceae. Gene Ontology annotation, cellular component: nucleus. Gene Ontology annotation, biological process: regulation of DNA-templated transcription; abaxial cell fate specification. The record is from RefSeq and is a predicted model, not a curated record.